This is a messenger RNA of Ailuropoda melanoleuca (giant panda), 6214 nucleotides long. It is a transcript of the gene SUSD1, whose product is annotated as sushi domain containing 1. The record is from RefSeq and is a predicted model, not a curated record. Gene Ontology annotation, molecular function: calcium ion binding. NCBI's taxonomy places the organism in Eukaryota, Metazoa, Chordata, Mammalia, Carnivora, Ursidae. The transcript has 17 exons. The coding region runs from base 74 to 2305 and encodes 743 amino acids.
CUCCCAUUCGUCUCUCGUGCUUCGUCCUGGCACGGUCCGGAACUCUAGGGUCAGCUAUGUCAUUCUGUGUUGGAUGUCUGUCCCUAUUAGCAGAACGUCCGCGCCGAGUAUGCCGGACCCUGUCGCUCUGCCCGCCGCGUCCUCCGGGCCACCGCGUGCCGGGCGCACAGCAGAUGUCUGUGUCACUUGCCAUGAACACGCUACCUGCAAGCAAACAGAAGGGAUGAAGAUGUGUAUUUGCAAAUACGGAUUUGUGGGCAACGGGAGGACUUACUGUAUUGAUAAAAAUGAGUGCCAGUAUGGAGCGACCGCAGUCUGCGGAAACCACACAUCUUGCCACAACACGCUCGGAGGCUUCUACUGCGUUUGCCUAGAAGGAUAUCGAGCCACAAACAACAACGAAACGUUCAUUCCCAAUGAUGGCACCUUUUGCGCAGACAUAGAUGAGUGUGAGGUUUCCGGCCUGUGCAGGCAAGGAGGACGGUGUGUGAACACUUACGGAAGUUUUGAAUGCUACUGUAUGGAUGGAUACUUGCCAAAGAAUGGGCCUGAGCCUUUCCACCCAGCCAGAGAUGCCACGUCAUGCACAGAAAUAGACUGUGGCACCCCUCCUGAGGUCCCAGAUGGCUUUAUCAUCGGAAAUUAUACUUCUAGGCUUGGCAGCCAGGUUCGUUAUGCUUGCAAAGAAGGAUUUUUCAGUGGCCCGGAAGAUACAAUUUCAAGCUGCACAGCCUUGGGCACAUGGGAGACCCCAAAAUUAAAUUGCCAAGAGAUCAAGUGUGGCCAUCCUCCGCACGUGCGGCACGCGGUGAUGAUGGGAAAUCACAGCUCCAGCCCGGGCAGCGUGGCUCACUACGUCUGUGAAGAGGGCUUUGAGAGCCCUGGAGGAAAGGUCACUGCUGUUUGCACGGAGAAAGGCACUUGGAGACAAAGUACUUUGACAUGCACAGAAAUAAUUGCAGAAAUUAGUGAUGUAUCAGUGUUUAAUAACACCUGUGUGAGGUGGCAAAUAAACCCAGGAGGCAUCGUCUCCAAGACUGUCUACGUGAUAUACAUAAAAGGACAACGGUUGCACCCUGUGGAAUCAGUUCACGAGGAGACAGUCAACGUGACCACAGACAGCAAGACCCCAGAAGUGUGCCUAGAUCUGUACCAAGGCACCAACUACACCGUGAGCAUUUCCACCGCCCCUCCCACGCGCUCUAUGCCGGCCAUCGUUGGGUUCCAGACAGCUGAAGAUGUCUUAGAAGAUGAUGGAAUUUUCAAUAUUUCAGUAUUCAGUGAAGCUUGUUUGAAACUGAACAGGCACCCUAGGAAACUUGGAUCAGAACAAAUGUACCAAUUUAAAGUUCUGGGUCAAAGGUGGUAUCUGAAUAAUUUUUAUCAUGCAACAUCAUUUAACUUCACAACGAGGGAACGCGCUCCAGUGGUGUGUUUAGACCUGUACCCAGCAACUGAUUACACAGUGAAUGUCAGUCUCCUGGGAACUUCUGAGCAGCACUCAGCGCAAAUAGUGCUGACAACUGCACCAGGAGUAAAACAGAUCAUCGGUAACAUUUCAAUAUUUAAUGAAACCUGCUUGAGAUGGAGAAGUGCAAAGACAGCUGAUAUAGAGGAGAUGUAUUCAUUCCACAUUCGGGGCCAGAGAUGGUAUCAGAAGGAAUUUGCCCAGGAAAUGAUCUUUAAUAUCACUGCCAGCAGCCAGGCUCCUGAGAUGUGCUUGGACCUGCGUCCGGGCACCAACUACAGCGUCAGCGUCCAGGCUUUGUCUUCUCAGCUUCCUGUGGUCUUCUCCCUGACAACCCCGAUUACAGAGCCUCCCCUUCCGGAAGUAGACUUUGUCACAGUGCAUGGAGGGCCUCUACCACGUCUGAGGCUGAGGAAGGCCAAGGAGAAAAACGGACCUAUCAGUUCAUAUCAGGUGUUAGUGCUUCCCCUGGCCCUCCAAAGCACAUUUUUUUGUGAUUCUGAAAGGGCCACCUCAUUCUUUAGCAACACUUCUGAUGCUGAGGGAUAUGUGGCUGCAGAACUACUGGCCAGAGAUGUUCCAGAUGAUGCCACGGAGAUAUCUCUUGGAGACAGGCUAUACUAUGGGAAGUACUAUAAUGCACCUUUGAAAAAAGGGAAUGAUUACUGCAUUAUAUUACGAAUCAUCAGUGAAUGGAAUGAGGUGAGAAGAUGUUCCUGUGCAGUUUGGGCUCAAGUGAAAGAUUCGUCAUUCAUGCUGCAGCAGAUGGUGGGCGUCGGGCUGGGCUCCAUGGCUGUUGUGAUUGUUCUCACAUUCCUCUCCUUCUCAGCCGUGUGAUUGCAGAUGGGCGCUACGUGUGGAGAAUGCAGUGCUGCUGGGGCAGGUGUAAUGACCGCUUCUCAGGCGCCUGCCUACGCAGAGGCCCUGUGUGACUUCCAUCCAGGUGUGUGUGGGUCUGCAACUUUUUCCAUUCCCAACCUGGCCCCAUUUCUGAAUUCAAGAUGGUGGAUACCUCUGUGGAACCCCCCAAGAGGAGGAAACUCAGGAAUUGCUGACGUCUUCUCUGCUUGCUGCACAACCAGUUCUGUGUCUGGGAACUGGAGACCCUGGAGAGACAAUGCAAUAUUGGCCACAAGCUACAGAUCAUGUGGGCUGGACCUUUGUCUUCCUCUGAGUGAGUCCUGAGAGUCAGCUCUUCCGGACAUUGAAUGCAAGAGUCUCUGCACCUUCCUUUACAGCAUCUCUGAAUUAAUUUGGAAUCCAUCUUUUUACAAUGAGCAAUGAGAUGGACUUAAGUUUGGGCUAGAAUUUGCCUUUAUGAAGGAGGUCAUUGAAAAGGAUAGAGAUCAUUGAUAGAGGCAACUUGUCAAACACUUGAGAAGCAACCCCUUUCCUACAAUUAAUUGACAUACUAGUAGAAAGUAUACUAACCUGGCCACUCCAGUAAGUUCCCUGCAAUGUCUGUUAGGCAGCAUUGCUUUGAUACAGAUCCAUGGGUCUUACAGGUAUUCAAAAGCCAUAAGUUUUCAUUCUAAUAAAAACAUUCUGUUAAUUUAGGCAGUUCUUCUCUUCCACACCAAAGUCUAUAGCAGUCUUGGCUAACUUUUUUUUAUUACUCUCUCUUAAAAAUGCCCUGUGUCUUCCUUUAGAUCGGGUGCUCAUGUAAUGACAAUGGACUGAAACACUGGCCAGCGUCCAUGUGUUUACAGGGAGGGGGGAUGAAUGUGAGUGAUAUGAUCUUCCCCUUUACCUACAACCUCAGUAACUAUGACUGUUACUUUUUCAUGAACCAUGACAUAUUAGAUGUAAGCCACCCUGGGCCUAAUGUCAACUUGCUGAAUUUACAGAUGGAGUGUAUUAGAUUGGACUUUUAAAGCCUGAAUCAGUGUUCUUUUCUUUCCUCCCUAACCAAUGACGUAAUUCCAAGGCUCAGUAAGAAACGAAUGGAGCAGAGGUACGUGGCUUUCCUAAGCAACAAUGGAAUUCUCUCUCUUCUCCCUCUUUUUCGAGGCCUGGAGAAUAAAAAGCAUGGGGGAGGAAAGCAGGGGACAGUCCUAGUAUACAACCUCAGGGUGCAGUGGAUAUGAAUGUGACCCUGGAAUCGUGCAGGAUUGCAGUCUUGAGGAAGAGGGACAAUGUUCCUGAUGGGGUGGGCUGGUGUGUUCUUUCUCCGCUAGCUCACUGGGCAUUGGUGGGAGUCAGAUCUGAGUGAUCUGGGCUGGUGGGCAGAGGAGGAAACGAGAGGAACAAUGGAAACAGGUGGAAACUGUCCGUGCGGCUGCCCUGUCCUGGGACACCUGGCUCCAAGUAUAUCCCCUCAACUGGGAAGAGUCAGAGAGAGGGAAGUAAUAUUCUGACACUUGGGUGUUCAGGGACAGCCGUCAGCCCCAAUCCCGUCAGCAUUAGGCAAUAUUCGGAAUAAUUGUCCUUUGUCCUCUAAGGUACUACUCCAAACUAUAACGUAGGAUCAGCAUUUAGAACCUUUCCUGCUCUCAUCUUAGGUGACUUACAGAGUAGAGCUCUCAAAAGACUAUUACAAAUAGCUUUCUAUUUUUAAUGUUUAUGUGCAACUAUUCAAGCUCAUACUAUUUUCACAGCCUUUGAAUGAAAUUUGGAAUCAUUACAAAGUAUCGUGGCUAGUGUAGGGUAAGAUCUCUGAUGAGUAAGGCUUUCCUGAAAGUCUCCUCUAUCCAAAAAGAGAAUCCUAUUAUUAUUAUUAUUAUUAUUAUUAUUAUUAUUAUUUUUACUGGUUCUGUAAACACCAUAUGUUUCUGCAGGCCCUUUAAUUUCUAGCUUUAGAAUUAGCUGCCAGAGAAGUUCCUGUGGUCCGUAGGGGAGCUUAGCAAAAUUGUCAUUGAAAGGAAGAAGUCCCACUUGCUUAGUAUCAGAAGUUUCUGGUUAAAAUAACUGACUAAAUAUUAAGUAAAAUAUUAGGUAAAAUGUACUUCUGGGUACAGUGAGGAAGUGUAGAAUAGUUUAUGAAAGAACACUAAAAUAUUAAAAACACGGACUUUUUCACUGCCUCUAAAUGUUCCAAAUGAUAGCCCAGGGUUGCUCAGAGGUUUAUUCAACAAGAGCAGGUGGUGAGCAUGAGCGAAAGGAUGCACCAUCUUUCUGCAGCUCCAACUGUUUUCUCAUAAACACGAGGGCAGCCAGAAGUUCUCUAAAUUUGCCUGGUAGCUUUGCCACAAGACUGUUCUUUUUUUUUUUCCAAGGGAUUUGUGGUUAAGGUGGGGAGGGCAUCUCGGGAGAGCAAUAGUGGGUCUUCCUGGGAGAACGCAGGGUCUGUUUGUGGAAGGACUGGUCGGGUAGCACUGGAGUUGGGUUUGAGUGCCACAAAAUAAAGCUAGGUCCAAGCUGGGGAUGGAGAAGGAUCUUUCCCUUAUUAACUGUCUGGGGGACAGUGUGUCGAGGUGAGCACUGAAACUGGUUGUGAGCUCUCUUCUAGACGAGGAAUCAAAAUUGGGGGUUGCCCAGCCAUGGGGCAGAUUGUCCCCUGGCUGGUUUGUGUGUGUGCACGCCUGUAGUUUUGAGUUAUCUCCACUGGAAUUUUUUUUAUACACAUCCCUCCAUUCCCUCCUCAUGACAUGUAUGGUGGGAAGGUCAGGGGUUACCGUUAUGUAUGGUGGGAAGGUCAGGGGUUACCGUUUUCCCCACUUUAGGAUGGAGAAAUGGGUUCAGACAAGUAUGGGACCUGAAUUGUGGGGUCAAGUCUUCUGACUGCAAGGCUAGUCCUCAUUCCUGGAAUUGGACAGGACUUGAGCUAACCUUUGAACAGCCCUUUAGGUUUGGGGGAAAGUCAGGUCAUACAUAUAUGUGUGUGUGUGUGUGUGUGUGUAUGUGUGUGUGUUUUAACCAUUGUCCUUUACUGUAGCACAGGCCUUUUUAUAUCUGUCUUUUCACUAUAAGGUAUCUCCCCCUCCCUCUCUCACUUCUAGAAGGAAACACAAACCACCAGAGGGAGCUUAAUUAGGGGAAAUAGGUAAUGUCUGUCUCUGACUCAAGACCUGAAAUUGUAGCUGGGCACUUAACCAAGACCAGAGAGAAGUGAUUAUCUGGUAAUUCCACAUUAGCUUGGAAUCGAGUUAAUAUUUAAAUUGAUUUUAAAGGAAGUAAAACAGAAUUCUCAGUGCUCCCUUUUUAUUGCUAAUCUCACAUUCAGAUUUUCUAAGCCUUCUGUUUUCCCAUUCUAUUCAUCUAGGAGAAAACGAGUCUUAGUAACAGUAGUCAAUCAAAUAGAGUGUUAGGGGUCUUUUGCCUGCCACAACCAUUGUUGCUGAGCUGAAGUGCACGAUUUGGGAGAGGAAAGAGGGUGUGGCUUUUUCUGCACCCACGUUUGUGGGCGGGUGAGAUACAUUGAAGCAAAUCAAUUUAAAAAAGCAGUGUGCUCAUUGUUUGAGAGAAAGAGGAUGAGUGAAUCAUUUUGGUGAUGUGCAUGUAUGCAUGUGUAUCCGUAUCCAUAGAUUUUGGGCACAACUCAGGGUUAGCAAAAUGGGGUCCAGCUACAAGUGUUGUUUUGUAAACUGCUUCUUUCCUUCCUGGGCACAUUUAUUUAUUUAUUUAUUUUUUCUAUGUCAGCAAUGACUACGUUAAAAGUUUGUGCCCUAGUUUCUUUAACCAAUACUCUUCUGUGCAUGGUGCAUUUAGAAUGUUUCCAGAUGUUUACUAUCCUUAUACAAUUCGUAUAAUAUAUGUAAUUAUCAUUUAGGCUAAAUUCCUAGGAGUGAAAUAGAAAACAAUAUAAAU